UUUCCAUCACUGCCCAUUUUUUAGGAGCACAAAAUCUAGUUCUUCAUGGUAGUCUCACAAAAAAUAACAUAAAUCCACUUUUAUCUUCCCAAAAUGGACAAUUUUGACGUGAUUGCUAAUCAACCGAUAGUCAUAGAUAAYGGAUCUGGUGUUAUAAAAGCUGGUUUUGCCGGCGAUCAAGUACCAAAAUACCACUUCGCUAACUAUGUUGGUAGACCAAAACAUGUUCGUGUCAUGGCUGGAGCUCUGGAAGGAGACAUAUUUAUCGGACCAAAAGCUGAGGAACACAGAGGAUUACUGAAUAUAAGAUAUCCAAUGGAGCAUGGUGUUGUAAGAGAUUGGAAUGACAUGGAAAGAAUUUGGCAGUAUAUUUAUUCCAAAGAUCAAUUACAAACCUUUUCAGAAGAGCAUCCAGUCCUUCUKACAGAAGCUCCCUUGAACCCAAGAAGGAACAGAGAAAAAGCAGCCGAGAUAUUUUUUGAAACUUUCAAUGUUCCAGCACUUUUCAUUUCAAUGCAAGCUGUGCUUAGUCUAUAUGCAACAGGUAGAACAACGGGAGUGGUACUUGAUGCUGGAGAUGGCGUUACCCAUUCUGUUCCAAUUUAUGAAGGAUUUGCAAUGCCCCAUUCUAUCAUGAGAACUGACAUCGCAGGAAGAGAUGUAUCAAGAUAUUUACGAUUGCUACUACGAAAAGAAGGCCACAAUUUCCAUUCAUCUUCAGAGUUUGAAAUUGUUAGGACCAUAAAAGAGGAUGCCUGUUAUCUUGCUUUGAAUCCACAAAAAGAGGAAUCGCUAGAAGGUGAAAAAAGACAGUAUGUCCUACCAGAUGGCAGUCAAAUAGAGAUCUCAGCUCCACAAGARAGAUUAUAUUCAACAUGGAUAGGAGGUUCUAUUCUAGCAUCUCUGGAUACCUUCAAGAAAAUGUGGGUUUCGAAGAAGGAAUACGAAGAGGAAGGAGGCAGAGCAAUCCAUAGAAAAACAUUCUAAUGUAGAUUAUAAAAACCUUUAACCAUUAGCUAUAAUAAAUAGAACUUUACAAGGCAAACACUGCCCGUCAUGUGAUAUCAACAAGAGAGUAUUCUAUUGCUUGGUAUCAAUCAGUUGAAUGAAUCUCACAACAGUUACUUAUCUCAUUGCCAACCAUAUAUCGCAUGUGUUUUCAUUCAUUAAGAGUUGUGUUUGUAGAAGUUCAGAUCAUGUACCUAUAGGAAAUCAGACUCCAGAGAAAGAACUAGGGCAAAGACAAUGCUUCACAUUUUUGGAGAGGACUCUAUUAUAGUGUCAGGGCAUGUCUUGUUGUUGCAGCUUUUAAGUUGUGGGAAGGGGUGUCAAAUUGCUGUGGUCAUUUUCUAACUGAAUAUGAAAAUAAUUAUUAUGCAUUGUAAUUAUGUAUGAAUUCUUCAUAGGAUAUCUACUCCUUAUUUCAACCUUUACUGUGCAAAUCGAAAAACUGUUGGCACCUAGAAAUAUUUCAAGAAUGUUUCUUAACCAAUCUUUCCGUUAUCUUGUGGUUAGAAAGUCAAUUCUGAUUGGCCAAAGUACAAUAGAAAAUUCCUGGCAUAUUCCUAAGUUCCCACGGUUUUUCAAUUCGCACUGUAAAUAUACCUAGAAUUGGAUUCAAUUUUUAUUUCAUUUUCAGACAGCUUCCAAAACACAGGGGCAGGCAUAGGUUUUCCGUUGUGGAAGGGGGGGAUUAACCACUCUAAUUUUGGGGGAGGGGAUUGCAAUGCCAAGACAUGGCUUGUAACACUUUCAAUACAGUUUUAAAAUCUUGGAAAGCUACUGUACAAGUCCUGUCAUCAUCCUAUUCCAAUACCUUACUUUGUAAGAUACAAUUUUGUUCUCUGUAACCGAAAAACUGAUGGAAGUUUUAAGUAAAGCUGUAUAACUUAUAUUAAGUAGAAAAAUCUUAUUUAACGUAUGUAAUAACAAUAUUUGAUUGUUA
Actinia tenebrosa (Australian red waratah sea anemone) is the source of this 1945-nucleotide messenger RNA. RefSeq names its product alpha-centractin. Lineage: Eukaryota; Metazoa; Cnidaria; Anthozoa; Actiniaria; Actiniidae. The record is from RefSeq and is a predicted model, not a curated record.